This is a messenger RNA of Marmota flaviventris (yellow-bellied marmot), 6905 nucleotides long. It is a transcript of the gene Rbbp6, whose product is annotated as RB binding protein 6, ubiquitin ligase. NCBI's taxonomy places the organism in Eukaryota, Metazoa, Chordata, Mammalia, Rodentia, Sciuridae. The record is from RefSeq and is a predicted model, not a curated record. Gene Ontology annotation, cellular component: nucleus. Gene Ontology annotation, molecular function: nucleic acid binding; ubiquitin protein ligase activity; zinc ion binding. Gene Ontology annotation, biological process: ubiquitin-dependent protein catabolic process; mRNA processing; protein ubiquitination.
CUCGCGCGCGCCGCCCGUGCAAUCCCUGCUUAGAGACCCCGGAGUGGGGCGCUCGCCCGAAGCCAGGCCGCGUCCGCCAUAGUGCCUGGCUUGGAGGUGUCGCCGUCGCUGGGUGAGGGCCCGAGAGCGGCAGGGGGGCAAAACAAAACAGGGAUCCCGCGAAGCCCUCACCGCCGCCCGGCCAUUUCCGGGCUCAACUGGUCGCGGUUCUGGGCCUAAAGGCGACGGGAGCGAAAGGCGAGAGAAGCUCGGAGGAGGAUCCGGCGAGAGGAAGCGUCAGGGAAGCCUCGGCGGUGUCCCCGGGGUCCGCCGAAGCCACCCGGCCGCUGGCUGGGGCCCGGGGUGGUGAGGAAGUGCUCCGAGGCCUUGCGGAGGCCCAGCGCCGGCUUUGUGUCGAGGCGGCGGCGGCGGCGGGGGGGAGGCGGAGCCCGAGCCGGGGGCGGCCUGCGGAAGGCCUCUCCUCCGCCGACCGCGCGUCCUCGGCCUAGGCCGCGGGCCGCUCGUGGCCGCCGGGGAGCAGGCGCCAGGGUGUGUGUGUGGUGGGGGCCUGGGCCUGGGGAAGCUGACGCCGGUCGUCCGGAAGCCAGCCGGAGGCGAGAGGCCGCUCGAGGACUCCGGGCCUAGGCCCUCUCCCCGCAACCUUCUCCCGGGGCCUGGGUCACCCCCAUCCACGGAGAGAGACCAGCCGGGAGGUGCGGCCGCGCUAUGGACCCCUGACCCCGCGGGGGCACCCGGACUCUAACGUGUGGACUGACCGCUACUGACUGCACUGCCGGCCCUUAGCAUGAGCGAGGGGGACCCAGCCGGGUGACAUUGUGCCCGUUGGAGGAUUCUCGAUUUCCCCCCUUCCCGGUCCUCGUCCUCCUCCUCCCACAUGAAGCGCUUCUGAGUGCCGGGGGGGUUCUGGAUUAUUGUUCUCACGCACCCCUGCUUGUGGUUGGGGGGUAUUUAAUCUGAGGCCUCAGGGUCCUUCGGUGUCUCUUUUGAGUGUUUUCUGUGUGUACAUAUUUUGCUCUUCCGUUUUAUAAAUAUACAUAUAUUCAGAGUGUCCACGUCUCCUCGCUGAACCGUAGGAACCCUUUGGCACAAUGUCCUGUGUGCAUUAUAAAUUUUCCUCUAAACUCAACUAUGAUACCGUCACCUUUGAUGGGCUCCACAUCUCCCUCUGCGACUUAAAGAAGCAGAUUAUGGGGAGAGAGAAGCUGAAAGCUGCCGACUGCGACCUGCAGAUCACCAACGCGCAGACGAAAGAAGAAUAUACUGAUGAUAAUGCUCUAAUUCCUAAGAAUUCAUCUGUAAUUGUUAGAAGAAUUCCCAUAGGAGGUGUUAAAUCUACAAGCAAGACAUAUGUUAUAAGUCGAACUGAACCAGUGAUGGGAACUACAAAAGCAAUUGAUGACUCUUCUGCAUCUAUUUCUCUGGCCCAGCUUACAAAGACUGCCAAUCUGGCUGAAGCCAAUGCUUCUGAAGAAGAUAAAAUAAAAGCAAUGAUGUCGCAAUCUGGCCAUGAAUACGACCCAAUCAAUUACAUGAAGAAACCUCUAGGUCCACCACCUCCAUCUUAUACCUGUUUCCGUUGUGGUAAACCUGGCCAUUAUAUUAAGAAUUGCCCAACCAAUGGGGAUAAGAACUUUGAAUCUGGUCCUAGGAUUAAAAAAAGCACUGGAAUUCCCAGAAGUUUUAUGAUGGAAGUGAAAGAUCCUAACAUGAAAGGCGCGAUGCUUACCAACACUGGAAAAUAUGCAAUACCAACCAUAGAUGCAGAAGCAUAUGCAAUUGGGAAGAAAGAAAAACCACCGUUCUUACCAGAGGAACCAUCUUCUUCCUCAGAAGAAGAUGAUCCUAUCCCAGAUGAGUUGUUGUGUCUCAUCUGCAAAGAUAUUAUGACUGAUGCCGUUGUCAUUCCCUGCUGUGGAAAUAGUUAUUGUGAUGAAUGUAUAAGAACAGCACUCCUAGAGUCAGAUGAACAUACAUGUCCAACAUGCCAUCAAAACGAUGUCUCUCCCGAUGCUUUGAUUGCCAAUAAGUUUUUACGACAGGCUGUUAAUAAUUUCAAAAAUGAAACUGGCUAUACCAAAAGAUUAAGAAAGCAAUUACCUCCACCACCACCUCCAAUUCCACCUCCAAGACCCCUCAUUCAGCGGAACCUGCAACCUUUGAUGAGAUCUCCAAUAUCAAGACAGCAAGAUCCUCUGAUGAUUCCAGUGACAUCAUCAUCAACUCACCCAGCUCCCUCUAUAUCUUCAUUAACUGCUAAUCCGUCUUCCUUGGCCCCUCCUGUGCCUGGAAAUCCAUCUUCUACCCCAGCUCCUGUACCUGAUAUAACUGCAACAGUAUCCAUAUCAGUCCAUUCAGAAAAAUCAGAUGGACCUUUCCGGGAUUCUGAUAAUAAAAUAUUGCCAGCUGCAGCCCUUGCAUCAGAACACCCAAAGGGCACCUCCUCAAUUGCAAUUACUGCUCUUAUGGAAGAAAAGGGUUACCAGGUGCCUGUCCUUGGAACCCCAUCUUUGCUUGGACAGUCACUACUACACGGACAGUUGAUCCCCACAACUGGUCCGGUAAGAAUAAAUGCUGCUCGUCCAGGUGGUGGCCGUCCAGGCUGGGAACAUUCCAAUAAGCUUGGAUAUCUAGUUUCCCCACCACAGCAAAUUAGAAGAGGAGAGAGAAGCUGCUACAGAAGUAUAAACCGUGGGCGGCAUCACAGCGAAAGAUCACAGAGAACUCAAGGCCCAUCAUUACCAGCAACUCCAGUCUUUGUACCUGUUCCACCACCUCCUUUGUAUCCACCUCCUCCCCACACACUUCCUCUCCCUCCAGGUGUUCCUCCCCCACAGUUUUCUCCUCAAUUUCCUCCUGGCCAGCCACCACCUGCUGGGUAUAGUGUCCCUCCUCCAGGGUUUCCUCCAGCUCCUGCCAAUUUAUCUACACCUUGGGUAUCAUCAGGAGUUCAGACAGCUCAUUCAAAUACCAUCCCAACAACACAAGCACCACCUUUGUCCAGGGAGGAGUUCUAUAGAGAACAACGCCGACUAAAAGAAGAGGAAAAGAAAAAGUCCAAGCUAGAUGAGUUUACAAAUGAUUUUGCUAAGGAAUUGAUGGAAUACAAAAAGAUUCAAAAGGAGCGUAGGCGCUCAUUUUCCAGGUCUAAAUCUCCCUAUAGUGGUUCAUCAUAUUCAAGAAGUUCAUAUACGUAUUCUAAAUCAAGAUCUGGCUCAACACGUUCGCGCUCUUACUCUCGUUCAUUCAGCCGCUCACAUUCUCGAUCCUAUUCACGAUCACCUCCAUAUCCUAGAAGAGGCAGAGGCAAGAGUCGCAAUUACCGUUCACGGUCUAGAUCUCAUGGCUAUCAUCGGUCUAGGUCAAGGUCACCCCCAUAUAGACGCUAUCACUCAAGAUCAAGAUCUCCUCAAGCAUUUAGGGGACAGUCUCCCAAUAAGCGCAAUGUACCUCAAGGAGAAACAGAACGUGAAUAUUUUAAUAGAUACAGAGAAGUUCCACCACCUUAUGACAUAAAAGCAUAUUAUGGGAGGAAUGUUGAUUUUAGAGACCCAUUUGAAAAAGAACGUUACCGAGAAUGGGAGAGAAAAUACAGAGAGUGGUAUGAAAAAUACUACAAAGGUUAUGCUGCUGGAGCACAGCCUAGACCCUCAGCAAAUAGAGAGAAUUUUUCCCCAGAGAGAUUUUUACCACUUAAUAUCAGGAAUUCACCCUUCACAAGAGGUCGCAGAGAAGAUUACGUUGGUGGACAGAGUCAUAGAAGUCGAAAUAUAGGUGGCAACUAUCCAGAAAAGCUCUCAGCAAGAGACACUCACAAUCAAAAGGAUAAUGCAAAGUCAAAAGAGAAGGAGGGUGAAAAUGCUCCAGGAGAUGGCAAAGGAAAUAAGCAUAAGAAACAUCGAAAAAGAAGGAAGGGGGAAGAGAGUGAAGGUUUUCUGAACCCAGAAUUAUUAGAGACUUCUAGGAAAUCAAGAGAACCUUCAGGUGUUGAAGAAAAUAAAACAGACUCAUUGUUUGUUCUCCCAAGUAGAGAUGAUGCUACACCUGUUAGGGAUGAACCAAUGGAUGCAGAAUCCAUCACUUUCAAAUCAGUGUCUGAAAAAGACAAGAGGGAAAAAGAUAAACCAAAAACAAAAGGUGACAAGACCAAACGGAAAAAUGAUGGAUCUGCUGUGUCCAAAAAAGAAAAUGUCACAAAGCCUGCUAAAGGACCCCAAGAUAAAAUAGAUGGAGAGCGUGAAAAAUCUCCUCGGUCUGAACCUCCACUUAAAAAAGCCAAAGAGGAGACUCCAAAGACUGACAGUACUAAGUCAUCAUCUUCCUCUCAGAAAGAUGAAAAGAUCAUUGGUACCCCCAGAAAAGCUCACUCAAAAUCAACUAAAGAACACCAGGAAACAAAACCAGUCAAAGAGGAAAAGGUGAAAAAGGACUAUUCCAAAGAUGUCAAGUCAGAAAAACUAACCAAUAAGGAAGAAAAGGCCAAGAAACCUACUGAGAAAAACAAACCACCUGAUAGUAAGGGAGAGAAAAGGAAAAGAAAGACUGAAGAAAAAGGAGCAGAGAAAGAUUUUGAAUCUUCUUCUGUGAAAAUCUCUAAACUCGAAGUAACCGAAAUAGUGAAACCAUCACCAAAGCGCAAAAUGGAACCUGAUAUUGAAAAAUUGGAUAGGACCCCAGAAAAGGACAAAACGUCUUCAUCAGCUGCCCCAGCCAAAAAAAUCAAGCUCAACCGAGAAACCGGGAAGAAAAUUGGAAGCACAGAAAAUAUAGCUAGUACAAAAGAGCCCUCCGAAAAGUUGGAGUCCACAUCUAGCAAAGUUAAACAGGAAAAGGGCAAAGGAAAGGUCAAACGAAAAGUAACUGGAACUGAAGGAUCCAGCUCAACUCUUGUGGAUUAUGCCAGUACGAGCUCAACUGGAGGCAGUCCUGUGCGGAAAUCUGAAGAGAAAACAGAUACGAAGAGAACUGUCAUUAAAACCAUGGAAGAAUAUAAUAAUGACAAUACUACUCCUGCUGAAGAUGUUAUUAUUAUGAUCCAGGUUCCUCAGUCCAAAUGGGAUAAAGAUGACUUUGAAUCUGAAGAAGAAGAUGUUAAAUCCACACAGCCUGUACCAAGUGUAGGAAAACCUGCCAGUGUUAUAAAGAAUGUUAGUACUAAGCCAUCAAAUACAGUCAAAUACACAGAGAAAGAAAGUGAGCCAUCAGAGAAAAUUCAGAAACUCACCAAAGAGGUGAGCCAUGAGAUUACACAGCAUGAAGUCAAAAGUUCAAAAAACUCUUCAUCUAGUGAAAAGGGGAAAACCAAAGAUCGAGAUCAUUCAGUGUUAGAAAAAGAAAACCCUGAAAAAAGGAAGAACAGCACUCAACCAGAGAAAGAUAGUAAUUUGGACCGUCUGAAUGAACAAGGAAAUUUUAAAAAUCUGUCUCAAUCUUCCAAAGAGACUAGAGCUUCAGAAAAGCAUGAUUCCAUUCGUGGUUCCUCAAAUAAAGACUUCACUCCCAACAGAGACAAAAAAACUGACUAUGACAACAGAGAGUACUCAAGUUCCAAACGUAGAGAUGAAAGAAAUGAAUUAACAAGAAGAAAAGACUCUCCUCCUCGGAGUAAAGAUUCUGCAUCUGGGCAGAAAAAUAAGCCAAGGGAGGAGAGAGAGUUGCCUAAAAAAGGAACAGGAGAUUCCAAAAAAAGUAAUUCUAGUCCACCAAGAGAGAAAAAGCCUCAUGAUCAGAAAACCCCCUAUGAUGCUAAGCGCCCAAGUGAAGAGACAAAAUCUGUAGAUAAAAAUCCUGGUAAGGAUCGCGAGAAGCAUGUGUUAGAGGCACGGAACAAUAAAGAGUCAAAUAAUAGUAAAUUACUUUAUGUACUUAACCCACCAGACCCACAGAUUGAAAAAGAACCAGUUACUGGACAGAUUGACAAGAAUGCUAUCAAGCCUAAACCCCAGUUAAGUCAUUCCUCCAGACUGUCCUCUGACUUAACUAGAGAGACUGAUGAAGCUGCUUUUGAACCAGACUAUAAUGAAAGUGACAGUGAAAGUAAUGUAUCUGUGAAAGAAGAAGAAACUUCUGGAAACAUUUCUUCUGGAAACAUUUCUAAGGAGCUGAAAGAUAAAAUGAUGGAGAAAGCAAAAGAGAGCCUGGACACAGCAGCAGUCCCCCAGGUGGGUGUAAGCAGGAGCCAGAGUCAAAGUAGCCCUAGUAUUAGUCCAAGUAGAAGUCACAGCCCUUCUGGAAGCCAGACCCGAAGCCACAGUAGCAGUGCCAGCUCAGCUGAAAGUCAGGAUAGCAAGAAGAAGAAGAAAAAGAAGGAAAAGAAAAAGCACAAGAAACAUAAAAAGCAUAAGAAGCAUAAGAAACAUGCAGGCACUGAAUUAGAGUUGGAAAAAAGCCAGAAACACAAACACAAGAAAAAGAAGUCAAAGAAAAGCAAGGACAAAGAAAAGGAGAAGGAGAAAGAUGACCAAAAAGUGAAAUCUGUCACUGUGUAGGAGGACAGAUUAUUUUUAACUGACUUAAUUACUAAGUCAUCUGUAUUAAAUUUUGUUAUAAUGUAAAGAGAUUCAAGCCUUGUAAAUAAUGACAUGGAAGACCCUGUGCUGCACUUAAAAUAUUGCUGCUUGAUUAUUUGAUUUUUACAUCAGAGCUUUAUAACACGAACUUUUGUACAGAACUGUGAGUGUGUGACCAUGUAACAUGAGAGGUUUUGCUAGGGCCUAUUAUUUUUAACCACCAUUAAUUAGUUGGGGUGGAGUUUACUGUACUGUGAAAUUUUCACAUUUGAAUUUUUUUAAUUGCCUGGCAAACGCUGAUAUAAGUUCUAAAUAUCAGCAGAAUGAUUUGCUGAAUUCAUUACAACCCCGUUAUGUCACUUUUUGAUUACAAUAAAAGUUUUCAGUAAACUUUUCAAA